UCCUGUAGUUAGGGUUCCUGGGCUGGACGGAGAACAUGAUCUCCGUGGCGAUGGCGCCGCUGGCUGGCGCUGGAGCUGCCUUGACGGAGCAGCAUUCUAGGAAUGGGUUCCGGCUAGCGAUUCAUAGCUCCAGGGGUCGUGGCGGAGGCGCCAGGGCUUGCUGCUCGAAGCUGAUCUUUCCAAGGGCCGGUCUCUGCUACACAAGCACUUGGAGCUCCUGGGUUCAUCAAAAUAAGCUGGAUUGCUCGUUGCUGCUCUCAAGAGCUAGAUACAGAUCCUCCAAUCGGCCCUACAGAGGUGUUGUGAGAUCUUCGUUGCUUGGUGUUGGAGCUCCGGAAGUUAUCGUCAUUGCCGUGGUGGCGCUUCUCGUGUUCGGACCGAAAGGCCUGGCUGAGAUUGCCCGGUCGCUGGGACAGUCAUUGCGAGCAUUUCAGCCAACUAUACGGGAGCUCCAGGAGGUUUCGAAAGAAUUCAAGCAAACUUUGGAAAAGGAAAUUGGUCUGGACGAGCUGAAGAAACCCGCGGAGUCGCCUAAACGAGCACCACCACCGGUUAAUGAGAACUUUGUGGUGGACGAGCUCACAGCCCAGCUCAAUCUUAUGCAACAAGAGAAGGAGAAUGCAGACGCGCAAGAGACGAAGCCAGAAGAGGUGAAUCCCAGCUCUGUGGUCGUUGCUUCAUCGUCGGGAGAUGAUACGCCUCCCUCUCCAGCUCCUUCAGAGGUAGAGACGACUCCCUCUCCAGCUCCUUCAGAGGUCCUAGAGACGACGCCAGUGAAAGAGAAGGAGGCCGCUGUAAACAACGUUGCAAAGGACUGAGAGAAGUCUAGUUACACGGGUGGUAAGGAUUCAAUUCAUUGGGGAAUUCGGAAUCAUAAGCUAAGUGAGGAUCGUUUCGUUUUGCAAAGGCUACAGAUAAAAUCAUACAGCAAAGAGUAGCGACGACAGAUCUCCCAGAACGAACAGCCAGAGGAAGGAAAAAAUUACUUUUCCUUCUCUAGAUGUUAUCCUCCUGGUGGGUCAAGAUGACAACGUCGCUGGUUGGCCUCGCAACGCAAGUGAGAACGAAUCCACUCCCGAUCUGAUCGUC
Molecule: messenger RNA, 1089 nt
Organism: Selaginella moellendorffii
Lineage: Eukaryota; Viridiplantae; Streptophyta; Lycopodiopsida; Selaginellales; Selaginellaceae
Product: sec-independent protein translocase protein TATB, chloroplastic
Exons: 5
Coding region: 36-818 (260 amino acids)
Biological process (GO): protein transport by the Tat complex
Cellular component (GO): membrane
Source: RefSeq, a predicted model, not a curated record